AUGGCUGAGGCGGCCUCGGAGGAGAGAGGACUGUGGAACGGGGCUGCUCCCCAGGAUGCCUCUGGCCUCCAGGACAGCUUGUUCUCCUCCAAAAGUGACAACAGCCCGUACUUCACCGACAGCGGCCAGUCCAACACCUUGGAAGUCCGAGAUCUCAGCUACCAGGUGGACAUGGACUCCCAGGUGCCCUGGUUUAAGAAGCUGGCUCAAUUCAAGAUGCCCUGGACAUCUCACAAGGCUUCUUGUGAGCUGGACAUCCAAAACCUGAGCUUCAAAGUGAGGAGUGGGCAGAUGUUGGCCAUCAUAGGGAGCUCAGGCUGUGGGAGAGCCUCUUUGCUGGACGUGAUCACCGGAAGGGACCAUGGCGGCAAAAUUAAGUCAGGCCAAAUCUGGAUCAACGGGCAGUCCAGCACGCCUCAGCUGGUGAGGAAGUUUGUGGCCCACGUGCGCCUGCACGACCAGCUGCUCCCCAACCUGUGCGAGACCCUGGCUUUUGUUGCCCAGCUACGCCUGCCCAGAACCUUCUCCCAGGCUCAGCGUGACGAAAGGGUGGACGACGUGAUGGCCGAGCUGCGCCUGCGCCAGUGCGUCAACACGCGCGUGGGCAGCGCGUACGUGCGGGGCGUGUCGGGGAGCGAGCGGCGCAGGGUCAGCCUCGGGGUGCAGCGCCCGUGGAACCCAGGAAUCCUCAUUCUGGAUGAACGCACCUCCGGGCUCGACAGCUUCACGGCCCACAAUCUGGUGAAAACCCUGUCCCGGCUGGCCAAAGGCAGCCGGUUGGUGCUCAUCUCCCUGCACCAGCCUCGGUCGGACAUCCUCAGGCUGUUUGAUUUGGUCCUCCUGUUGACGUCCGGCAGCACCAUCUACUUGGGGGCAGCCCAGCACAUGGUGCAGUACUUCACAGCCAUCGGCCACCCCUGUCCUCGCUACAGCAGCCCUGCCGACUUCUUUGUGGACUUGACUAGCAUCGAUAGGCGAAGCAGAGAGCAGGAAGUGGCCACCAGAGAGAAGGCUCAGUCCCUUGUGGCCUUGUUUCGAGAAAAAGUUCAUGGCUUUGAUGACUUUCUGUGGAGAGCAGAGGCGAGGGAGCUGGGUGAGGGCACUUACCUGGAGAGCCCGGCCCUCCCCCAAGACACUGACCAGCCCCCGACUCCCACGGAGCUGCCCAGCCCUGUGCAGCAGUUUACCAUGCUGAUCCGUCGUCAGAUUUUCAACGACUUCCGAGACCUGCCAACUGUCCUCAUCCAUGGGGCAGAGGCCUGCCUGAUGUCCCUGGUCAUUGGGUUCCUCUAUUACGGCCACGGGGCCAUCAAGCUCUCCUUCAUGGACACAGCCGCCCUCUUGUUCAUGAUUGGAGCUCUCAUCCCUUUCAACGUGAUCUUGGAUGUCAUUGCCAAAUGUCACUCAGAGAGGGCAAUGCUUUACUAUAGCCCUCUCCACAACCUCUCCACAUCCUCCUUCUUUGGCAACGCUCUCUACAACUCCUUCUACCUCACCGGGGGCUUCAUGAUAAGCUUGGACAACCUGUGGACAGGUAAGGCCUGCUCCCCUCCCCUGUGGAUUUCCAAAGUCUCCUUUCUCCGCUGGUGUUUUGAAGGGCUGAUGCAGAUUCAGUUUAAAGGGCACACUUACCACAUGGCCGUCAGCAACUUCACCAUCCCUAUCCCGGGAGACGUAAUCCUCAGUUCCAUGGGCCUGAACUCGCACCCACUCUACACCAUCUACUUCAUCCUCAUUGGCAUCGGUGGUGGCUUCAUGAUCCUGUACUACGUGGCCCUGAGGUUCAUCAAACAGAAAUCAGAUCAGACUGGUGAUUCAUGCCCAGGCUCUGGCCUGCUGGUGGGGACCUGAGAAGACCCUUCAACUGCGCUCCUUUCUUUCCUCCCAAGGAGCCCCUUCCCGGGCACCAGGAGGACAGCACAGGGAGCUCAGCUACACGGGCCCUCAGCACUGCAGUGGCAGAGGCUGACCACAGGAUGGCAGUAGAAUAAAGAUAGUAGAAAGGGAUUUGUGAUCCCGGGCCAGAGCUCGCCGUUCCUGGGCAAGGGAAAACUGAUCUUGGGGACACCUACAAUGUUGCUAAUUGAUUUCCUUUUCAUAUGUAUUUAUAUAGGCCACUCAGUGCAGGAUGGGGGCAAGUUAGGUAUGAAUUGAAUAGGCUAUGCAAGAGCUGGAUCCAGAGGAAACAACAACAUUGCCUAGUGAAAUGUUUGGCCUCAUCUUCGGGGCUCCCCAAACUGUAUUAAGGCACUCUCAAUACAGAAAAUGAUCUAAGACAUACCAGUGAGAUGUCAUCCUUUCUUUUUGUGUGGGAUCACGGGCUCCAAAAGCCAAACGGAAGAAUUAAAAAUUUAUUGAACAUCUACUGUAUACCAGGUAGAGUUCAAAACGCUUUAUUUAUGUGGAUGACCAUAUACAGUUCUCAGCCCUUUGAGGUGGGUGGUAUCCCAUUUUAUAGAUGAGGAAACUGAGGUAAAAAUUCACUUUGCUAAUAAGUAAGGUCACAUGGCUACUAUGUGGUGGAGUCACAUGUGGGGGUCAGAAAGCUUUGGAAGCCUUAGGGGUUGGAGGGCAAAAGGCAAGUCCUGAGCCACUGUAUGGCUUGGAAUUCCAGGAAGAUGUGGUGGUAGAGGCUGUGCCAGCUCAGCCGGGCCUCUUAGACUUGCAUCCCACCGGCCCUGGCUGGCUCUGAGGACCAGCCUCGAAUCUUUCACAGUGGCCACGGUAUGGGACAGAUCAUGCCCAGGUUGCAUGCUUUGUUGCCUGAGCAUUGAGGACCAUCUGACCCAAAACUGGUACACAGAGGGGAGCAGAUUGUUCCCAAAGGAAACGCCAGCGUCUGGGACCAAAAAAAGGAGGAAGAUAAGUAUUUGGGAAGCAAACAGUAAACACUCACCCCAGGUUCCCUAGACUAUUACUAACACUGCUCGGGGCAAGCAGCAUGGACCUUACCUGGGAUCUGGUUAGACAGGCAGAAUCUCACACUCCACCCAGACCAACUGAAUCUGAAUCUGCAUUUUUAAAAGAUCCCCAGGUGAUUUGUGUACCUGAGUUUGAGAAGCAAGUACUCUAGCACACUGCCCUUUUACAGUACACCAGGAAACUCAGGGUCUUUACACUGCUACAUUAUACCAUGGCGUAUUUUGACAUCGUUACAUUGCUACCAUCCGAUGGGCAGGCCCAAUUCAAGAGUCACUAAUUGUUCGGACAAGGACCUUCAUGGCAAAAGGAUCAAGCAGAUCUAGUUGUCAAUUCUCUUUGGGCUCCUUCAGUUUAGAACAGUUCCUCAACUUUCCUUAACUUUUGUGACCUUGACACUUGAAGAUUCUGCAGAAUAGCUCUCAGUUUGAGUUUGGCAUAUUUUCAUGAUGAAAUCCAGAUCAUGAAUUUAAUGGGAUAUCACAGCGAUUUCCUUUGGCAGAGAUGUUGCAGAAGUGACACGCCCUUCCCCUUGCAUCCUUUUGGUGGUAAAGAUUGCAGUUUGUCCUGUACUGAAGAUGUUCACUUGAUCACAGGGGUGUCUGCCAGGCCUCUCCACAGCCAAGUCCCUUGUUUGGUAAUUCAUAAGCAUUUUGUAGGUAGGUACUUUGAAACUAUGUAAGUUACCUGUUGCUCAUUAAACUUUCCAUU
Molecule: messenger RNA, 3630 nt
Organism: Mirounga angustirostris (Northern elephant seal)
Lineage: Eukaryota; Metazoa; Chordata; Mammalia; Carnivora; Phocidae
Gene: ABCG8
Product: ATP binding cassette subfamily G member 8
Biological process (GO): cholesterol efflux; transmembrane transport; cholesterol homeostasis
Cellular component (GO): signaling receptor complex; plasma membrane
Molecular function (GO): ATP binding; cholesterol transfer activity; ATP hydrolysis activity
Source: RefSeq, a predicted model, not a curated record